Messenger RNA from Vespa velutina, 4107 nucleotides. RefSeq names its product run domain Beclin-1-interacting and cysteine-rich domain-containing protein (gene Rubicon). The record is from RefSeq and is a predicted model, not a curated record. The transcript has 8 exons. Gene Ontology annotation, cellular component: intracellular membrane-bounded organelle. Gene Ontology annotation, molecular function: phosphatidylinositol phosphate binding. NCBI's taxonomy places the organism in Eukaryota, Metazoa, Arthropoda, Insecta, Hymenoptera, Vespidae. The coding region runs from base 603 to 3410 and encodes 935 amino acids.
UUGUCACAUUUUCAGACAGAUACAAUUGAUUGAGUGUGUAUUGGUAGAAAUAUUGCAUAUAUGUACGUGCAUUAAAAUAGUACACCGAUGAAUCACUGCGCCAUCUGACUCUAUAGAUACAGAAUUAAAAUCAUAGAUAGAUUUUUAUCUCAUAACUUAAAGAUAUUAACCUAAUUAUGGCUGAAUAGUGCGCAGACGCAUCGUAGUCAUAUGAUAAAAGAGGAACUUGAAGGUCUAGUAGGAUAACAUUAUUCUAACCUUAUUUAAAUUAGCAGUAAUUGGCAUGUGACCAUAGAUGAUGGAUGUUGUCAAUAAUAAUGAAAUAAUUUUUGCAUCUUUGUCUAUAUUUCUACAAAGAGAAACUGAUUUAUAUAUUUUAAAAUAUGAAAAUACUUGAAUACGUAAUAAUUGAAUAGAAUCUAAACGUCAUGAAGAUAUUGGAUGAUAUAUAUUGUCCCAAGCAAUAUUAUUCAACAUUUACAAUGCUAUCAGAUAUACUGUCAUUUGAAUUAUAAUAUUGUAUUAUUUUCUUGAUCUUCUCUUGAUACUUGAUAAACAAAUUAAUUUAUUUAUAGCAAUAUAUUUUUUUUAUAAUCAGAAGAAUGUGUGAAGAUAUACAUGUGAAAGAACAAUGGCAACUUCUACAGAACCUCAGGUCUACAGUAGAAGGAUUGCUGAUUGAUGGUAUAGCAAAUGUAUGGAAUGUUUAUGGUGGUUUAAAUCGAUUACAUAAUGCGAUGGAACAAAUCUUUAAACAUGGUUGUCGUAUAUUCAAUUCUAAUGGUGAACCAGAUUGUUGGACUUUUAUUCAAGGAUUAAAUUGGCUUCAGCCAUCGUUAGUAUUAUCACCUAUAGUAUCUGAAAAUGAAGAUUAUUUUUCUAAUUUACCUGCAAAAAUAAUUUCUCAAAAGGAUAUGUUAUGGUUGUACAAAAGUUUGGAAAGCCACAACCUAUCUCAUAAACUAUCCUGGCUUUUGUCUGAUAAGGAACAUUUACUUUCUUGUCUUGAACCAUGGGCUUUCCUAUGUCAAGAAAACUUAGCAGAGGCUACACUCAUAUGUUUAAAAGCUGUGGAAAGGAAUCAACCUGUACUUCUUACCGAGAUUGAUCCAUGUUUAUUUCAACCAAACUGGAUUUCUUCUAAUUUAAGCCCUAAAAGACAUAAACGUUCCUCAUCUUAUCCUGCCAACUUUUGUUCUACAACUGUUGGUAUACUCAGAGAGAGAAAAGUACACAUUCAAACAAACAGUCAGUUAGAGCCAUUCAAAAUAUCAUGCACGAAUAGAAGUGUUAAAAAUGUUACCUCUGAACAUAACCAAGAUAGUAUUAAUAAAAACAAUGUAAAUAAGAUGGACAAAAUAAAUGAAAUAUCUUUGAAAACUUGGAACAGUCUUCCAACAUUAGAUGACUCUUAUAAGAGUUCUUCAGAAAAUUCAAUUGUUUUGAAGUCUAAUGAAAAUACUUGUGUGCACAAAACUGUUAGAAUUCGUACACCUCCUGUUGAGUUGUCAAAAAUAAUUCACAUAAAUUACUCAGAUGUAAAACGAUCAACAAAUUCUGUGAAUGAAAAAGUAGCAACAAAACCAAAGACUCCUACAAGAAAAAUUAGGAACAAAUUAAAAAUAGCGCAUGAUAAAGAAAUGUUAAACACAUCUAGUGGAAGUUCAAAUACUUUAAAUUAUGAGGAUUCAAUAAGAGCAGCAGUUGAAGAAUGUUGUAUUUCAUCGAAAAACACAGAUGGAAUACAUUUAAAGAAAUCUGCGACUAAUUCAAAUGGUAUAAAAAUUGAUCAAAAAUUAAAAAAGAAAACUACUUUUUUGCCAGGAUCUGCACCUGAGUUUUCUAUUUCAUGGUCAAUAGAAAUUGAAGGACAAAAGGAUAUUAGAACACCAAAGAAAAGUUUUAUGGAGGAUGGAGGGAGUAGUGUCCAACCCAUGGCUACAGGAUAUUUUCCACGGCCUAUAGAAGGACAAAGCUUGACAAGUUUUUUGUCUUCUGCACAAUUUUCUAAAGCUAAUGCUGAAUUAGAUAGAGAAAAUGCACAUUUUAGUAUUUCUGAAGCUAUGAUAGCCGCUAUUGAACAAAUAAAGUGUAACAGGCAAUGGUGUCUUGUAAAUGAAACUGUUGAUGAUAGUGAUGAAGAAAUUAAUAAUCUUAAACAAAGAAUACGAAUUAGACGACGUCAACGACAAGAAGAACGAUAUAGAGGAAGAACAUGGAAUCGUGAUUUAUUUAGUGAUGGAAAGACUGACACAACUACUACUGAUCAAAGUGCGAGUCCCUUGUCAAGCUCUUCUAAUACUCCAUCUGAUAGUAUUUCAACAGAUGAUGUAGAAAAUAUAGAAGUAGAUAAUGUAAGCAUGACAAAAUUAAAAAGUUCUGGAAUAUCUGCAUCUAUGGCUUCACUAUAUUCUGACACUGAUUUGCAUCAAUUUAAGCAAGGUUUAGAAUCGUCACAAAAUGGAAGUAUUAUAUCUGCAGAAGGUGUAGCAUUAUCGCUUAUUAGUAGAUUUAGUGAGAAACAGCUCCCACGAGCAAGUGAGUUACAAUGGCUUGUCUCUGAAAAAGAUGCUCCACAACAAUUAUUACCAUUACCAAAAAGCUGGCCUGUUAGUCCAGAUGAAGUUGAAACAGAGGAAUCUAUCCCAUUACGUGGAACUAUAGAAUGGGCUCCACCUAGACCACAGAUUAUAUUUACUCCACAUCCUCCACCUAUGAGACGAACUUUAAUAGCUAAACAGAAUUAUAGAUGUGCAGGUUGUGGUAUGAAAGUUGCAGUCAAAUAUGCUAACAAGUUUCGAUAUUGUGAAUACUUGGGUAGAUAUUUUUGUACUGGUUGUCAUACGAAUCAAGUAACUCUAAUACCUGGAAAAAUUUUAUCAAAAUGGGAUUUUAAUAGAUUAUUAGAUCAAAUGAUGCUUGAUCCAUUGUUUCAAAUACAGGAUUUAAAUGCUUCAUUGUACAGACGUAUAAAACAGUUAGAGAGAACAAGAAUACUUCGUACAAAGUUAUUUUUCCUGAAAGAUUUUUUAUAUACUUGCCGUUUUGCAGUAAAUGUUCAAGAUAUUUUAAAGAAAGAGUCAAAUUAUAUAAUAAAUGAUCCACAUGUGUAUUCUAUUCAAGACCUGAUGUAUGUUAAACUUGGUAUAUUACCGAUGCAGUUACAAGAAUUAAUCGAAGUGUGUAAUGCACAUGUUGCUGCUUGUGAAUUAUGUCAAGCAAGAGGAUUCGUAUGCGAAGUAUGUUAUUCUAAAGACGUGAUAUUUCCAUGGGAAUUGUCUAAAAUUACUCGAUGUGAAAUUUGUGGAGCUUGCUUCCAUAAUGAAUGUAAACGAACUUCAAAUAAACUAGAAUGUAAACGUUGUAAUCGUUUGCAAGCUAGACGAGUAUCGAGACAAGAAGCGCUUUGACAAAAGGUAAGAAUAUUUUCAACUAUAGAAACACCAAUUAAAUUAGAAUGUAAACGAUAAAUUUUCGAAAAUUUUUAAAUUAUAUAUAAAUUAAAUUUUUUAUUAUUUAUAAUUGAUUGUAUAUUUUUCUUCUCCUUAUUUAAAAGAAUUUUUAAUAUUAUUAAAGAGUAAUCUCUUUGUAAUCAUAAUUGAUAAUGUUUAGUAUGUUCAAAUUCUCAAUAUCAGCAUAUAAAGAUUUUUUGGUUCCUUUUAAUUAUUAGCUAUUUAUUUAGUAUUAAUAAAAUGUGCAUAAAUAAUAGUGACGUGGAGUAUUUGGAUAUUACUAAUAACAAUAUUAUAAAUACUAUCCAUACCUAUAUAUAAUAUUAUAACAUACAUUAUGAUUAGUGUUUAGAAUGUAUCUUAAUCUCAAUAGAAUUGUUUUAUUUAUCAGUUAUUAUUGUAACAAUACUUUGUGCUUAAUGAUAUACUGAUAAAUAAAACACAUUGUAUAUUAAGAGCACAUUUUAAAUGCAUAUCAUUAGGUAUGGUAAGACUGACAAAAUUGUGAUAUUCAAUACUAAUUUUCUCAAUUAUAUAUCUUUUAUUUAAUAAAUACAUUUUAAGGGAAGAUAUAUAUCUUUUUGCUAGCAAUUGUUACCGCAAUAUAAAAAAAAGAAAAAUAUGAUAAACAUAUUCUAUCAAAAAAUGUUAUUUA